CCUGAAUGUUUGUAUUGAAGGCGUAGAUUUAUCUUAUUUGACGGAGCACACGUGUGAUUGUUGUCUUUGAAAUCGUUUUAUAAGGACACUUAGCCAUUCCACAAUGUCAUUCUGCCAAGAAGACGGAAAAGACAAAUAUGUUUUUCUAACUGUAAAGGAUGCGAGCGAGCCUAGUAAAUUACCUGUACCAGAAGAGGUAGAAAGACCAGAGAAGUUCGUUAAAGGAUUUGUUGAUGAAAAUAAUAGUCUGAAUUGGGAGUGUGCCUGUCGAGGAAGCAUGGUUGCCAGCAGGUGUGGUGUCGAGAUGCGAGACUUCUUCCAGUGUAUCCAUGACAACAUGGACAAUGAGGAAAAGUCGGAUGCAUGUCUCGAGCCAUUUCAUGCAGUGAAAAGUUGCAUGGAUAAAAACGCUCACCAUUACAAGGAACUUGAAGAAGCUUCACCUGAAAAAGUGGUAUCGGCAGAAACCUCAAAAUAAUUUUAAAUAGAAAAGUUUUCAUGCAGGAGUGAUGUUAGAUUUGUUCUAGGAAAGAUAAACUCUUUCUAGAAAUGUGAUUUUAAGAAUAGACUUUACCAUGCGGAAAGGAUCAUGUUUACAUCGAUAAGGCGUUGAAUGUGUUUUUCAUUUUGAUCAAACAAAAUUUACAUGUACAUCAUUGACAGAACAUUGAUAAAGCUGCUGUAUCAAUCUUUGAUAUUAAGUUAAACUUACAUGGAGAAGCUGGGAGAAAAUCAGACAUACUGAACUGCAUUAAAAGCACAAGGUUAUAUUCUGCACACUUAUUUACUGUAUACAUCCAUCAAUGUAUAGGAAGAACAAUGUAUAUUAUUCAGUAGUAUGUUAUUUGUUCAGUGUGUAUGUAACGAUUGUAGUAAGGAUGUGACUAACUGUGUGUAACACUAGUGCUGACUGAAUGAUAAUAAAUGCAAUAAAGAGA
Messenger RNA from Mizuhopecten yessoensis (Yesso scallop), 938 nucleotides. Its product is annotated as mitochondrial intermembrane space import and assembly protein 40-like. Gene Ontology annotation, biological process: protein import into mitochondrial intermembrane space. The record is from RefSeq and is a predicted model, not a curated record. Bases 104 to 478 code for a protein of 124 amino acids. NCBI's taxonomy places the organism in Eukaryota, Metazoa, Mollusca, Bivalvia, Pectinida, Pectinidae. Gene Ontology annotation, cellular component: mitochondrial intermembrane space. Gene Ontology annotation, molecular function: protein-disulfide reductase activity. The transcript has 3 exons.